Messenger RNA from Phlebotomus papatasi, 961 nucleotides. It is a transcript of the gene Mlc1, whose product is annotated as myosin light chain alkali. Bases 159 to 647 code for a protein of 162 amino acids. The transcript has 6 exons. Gene Ontology annotation, molecular function: calcium ion binding. Gene Ontology annotation, cellular component: muscle myosin complex. Lineage: Eukaryota; Metazoa; Arthropoda; Insecta; Diptera; Psychodidae. The record is from RefSeq and is a predicted model, not a curated record.
UCGCCAAUGAUCCAAGGUUUGAUGGUGUUUCACGAGUUUGAUUCUGGUGCACGACGUCUCGAUCGGCCUCUCAGUUUGCGUCUCGACGCCUCAGCACCAACUUGAUCUUCAGUUGAGUCCGCAGUUGUCCGCGAGAAACAUCACACAUAUAAUCAACCAUGGCCGGAGAUCUUAGUGCACGAGACAUUGAAAGGGCGGAAUUUGCCUUCUCAAUUUUCGAUUUGGAUGGUGAGGAUUGCAUCGAUGCCAACUCCAUUGGUGAUGUCUUGCGUGCCCUCAACUGCAACCCAACCCUGGCCACUAUCGAAAAGAUGGGCGGCACAAAGAAGAGGGGCGAGAAGAAACUGAAAAUUGAAGAAUUCCUCCCAAUCUAUGCACAGGUCAAGAAAGAGAAAGACACGGGAUGCUAUGAAGAUUUCCUCGAGUGUCUGAAGCUGUACGACAAAAAUGAGAACGGUCUUAUGCUCCUAGCUGAAUUGAACCACAAUCUUUUGGCCCUGGGUGAGAAACUCAAUGAUGAUGAAGUCGCGGAAGUAUUCAAGGACUGCUUGGACCCUGAAGAUGAUGAAGGACAGAUCCCCUAUGCCCCAUUCCUCCGAAAAAUGUGCGAUGGUUGGGGAGCGAAAACUGAAGAGGGUGGAGCCUAAAGGGAUGAUAACAGAAGAAUGACAAUGAAAUCAAAAUAAUUUGUAAAGAUAUGGAAAAGAGACAGAAAAAAGAAAAAAAAAUAAUAAUAAAUUUCAAAGUCGUGACGCAGACCAUCAUCAUCAAUUCAGCAAUAAAAUCAAGUUUUUUUGAAGAUUCUUAAAGAACAAUUUUGUAACAACAACAAAAAAAUGACAACAAAUUAUGUGUAACAUCGGAGCAUAAUUAAUUUAAAUAAAAUAUUUUAUUAUACAAAAGAAAAAAACACAACCUUGCACGAAAAUAUUUUUGUUGUUAAUAAAAACAAUAGAUUAAU